Molecule: messenger RNA, 2259 nt
Organism: Dictyostelium discoideum AX4
Lineage: Eukaryota; Evosea; Eumycetozoa; Dictyosteliales; Dictyosteliaceae
Exons: 3
Coding region: 1-2259 (752 amino acids)
Source: RefSeq, a predicted model, not a curated record
AUGAUAAUAAAAAUAAUAAAAAAAAUAUUUUUGUUGGUAAUUUUAUCUUUAUUUUUUGGUAACAACAACAAUAAUAAUAACAUAUAUAAUAUAAAUGGUAUUGUUUUCGCACAAUUACCAGGACUUCAAGGUGGAGGUGGAGUAACAAGUGGAUUAAUGGGAUCAUCAUUAUCAAUGGGGGGGCCACGAUCAAAAUCAUCAAGUAUUACAAGUCCAGCAAUAGAUAGUUCACUAUUAUCAACACCAAUUGGUGGAAAUUUAUUCCCAAUAAAUAAUAAUAAUAAUAAUAAUAAUAAAAAUAAAAAUAAUAAUAAUAAUAAUAAUAAUAAUAAUAAUAAUAAUAAUAAUAAUAAUAAUAAUAAUAAUAAAAAUAAUAAUAAUAAUAAAGCAACAAAUGGCUUAUUAAAUAAUGAUCUAACAACAGGUGGUUUAAUUUCUUCACCAAUUCUAGCAACACCAUCAAGUCAAAAAUCAGAUUUGACAACAUCUUCAACAUCUUCAACAUCUUCAACAUCUUCAACAUCUUCAACAUCUUCAACAUCUUCAUCAACAUCUUCAACAUCAUCAUCCACAAUAUCAAAUAGUAUUAUUCCAUCUUUUACAACUACAACUACAACAACAACAACAUCAAUAUCGACAAUACCAUUAAAAACAGCAUCACCAACAUUUUCCCCUGAACCAAUUAAUGAAAUUGUAAAUGAUAAAAGUGAUUCAAGUAAUAGUAUAGCACCACCACAAAAUACAUUAUUAUCAAGAAUACCAAAAACAACAAUUUUAAAAAAGAAACCAGACCCAACUCCAAAACCAACAAUAAAUAAUUUAAACUUAAUAAAUGAAGAUGAGGAGGAGGAUGAGGGGGGAGAACAAUUUUCAGAAUCAGAAUCAGAUUAUAAUACAUUACCAACUCAAAUUAUGGUUUGUGUUGGUAGUAUUUGUCCAAAUGGUGCAUGUAUGGAUGAUUCACCAAAUUGUGUUGGUCAAUUAAAUGAUAUUACUACAAGAUGUCCAUACGAUACACCAGUUAGAUGUCCAGAUGGAUCAUGUAGUCAAUCAUUAGGUUUAUGUCAAUCAUUAACUUUAAAUUGUACACUUGGUAUUUGCCCAAAUGGUCAAUGUGCACCAUGUAAUCAAUAUGAUGGUUGUCCAAUUGAUAUUCCAUUUCAAUGUCCAACUGGUGUUUGUUCAAAAUUUGCAUCACAAUGUCAAAAAUGUUUAAAUGGUCAUAUGAAAUGUUUUGAUGGAUCUUGUCAAUCACCUUGUCCAUAUCCACCAUUUUAUUAUAAACCAAUUACAUUAUCUAGAAAUUUAAUUAAUGGUAAAAAAGAUACAAAAGUAACAGUUAAUAGUUAUGAACAACCAUUGGAUUAUAAUUCAAAACAUAUUAAAAUAUUGGAUAUUUAUAUUGAAUCUGAAACAAUACCAAGUAAUACAUUAUUGAAAAUUCAACCUGUAGCCGACUCUUCAGUUGAAUUAAUUAAAGGUGAGGAAAGUUGGCCUGAUAAUUAUAAUUACCAAUUAGCAUUAUUAUCACCAAUCAUUAAUAUAACUGCUUCUUAUAAUGGUACUUUAUUAAAAAAUUUUAAAAAAAAAAUUAGAUUUGAAUUUAAUUUAAUUAAUAAUCCUGCAUUUGAUAUUAAUUUUAUGUGUUUUGGAUUUAUAAAUGAAACAAGUGGUAAAUGGGAAAAAGUUUCAAAUGUUACAAUUGAAAAUUCAAUGAUGGUUGGUUAUACUGAUCAUUUUACAUCAUUUGCAAUGUUGACAUCAUAUAAUGGUGAUCCAAUUAUUGGAACAAAUUAUAAAGGUAUAAAUUCUCAAAAUAAUAAUAAUAAUAAUAAUGGUUCUCCAUUUACAAUGAGAGAGAAAAAUAUUCCAAGAUUAAUGGGAAUUGUAUUUGGAUGUAUUGGUGCAUGUCUUUUAAUAAUUAUAAUUGGUGUUUGUUGGCACCAUUCUUCAAAACAUGGUGGUCUAAGACAUUGGCUAAUAUCUCGUGCUGCCUCCUCUUCAAAUAUUAGAAGUAGUAGUAGUAGUAGUGGUAGUCCAAAAAUUAGUGAAUCUGGUGAAAUAAUAUUAAAUAAUAGCACUAGUAGUGUAGUAAGUACUACUAGUCUUUGUAGCAGUAGCAGUACCAAUAAUCUUGUAAAUAGUAUAAGUAGUAGUAAUUUAAAUAUUAAUAAUAGUACAAGUAUUAAUAUAAAUAAUAAUGAUUAUAAUAAUAAUAAUAUUAUUAAUAACAAUAGUGAUGGACUAAUAAAAAAGUAA